Molecule: messenger RNA, 2663 nt
Organism: Exaiptasia diaphana
Lineage: Eukaryota; Metazoa; Cnidaria; Anthozoa; Actiniaria; Aiptasiidae
Product: cellular tumor antigen p53
Exons: 11
Coding region: 943-2256 (437 amino acids)
Biological process (GO): apoptotic process; protein tetramerization; regulation of transcription by RNA polymerase II
Cellular component (GO): nucleus
Molecular function (GO): RNA polymerase II cis-regulatory region sequence-specific DNA binding; DNA-binding transcription factor activity, RNA polymerase II-specific
Source: RefSeq, a predicted model, not a curated record
AAAAAAAACACAGUUAUGGGAUAUCUAGAUAGUUGUUCCGGGACUGAAGUUCUAUCCAACGAGGGUAUAAAUUGUGUGAAUAAACGGUUAACUUACCAGCUUAGUUGCAUUCUGUAAAAUUUGAUAAGAGUUAAGGGAGGAUUAUAGUAAAAAAAUAGCCAAGCACCAAGUACUGAAAUCACAGGGUGACGCGAAUGCGACUGGGUUAUGCAAAAAUAACUGUCUUUCGUCAUUUAUAAACGUACAUUGCAUGUGCUGCACACGAACGUUCAGGACGCAUAGUUUCUUUAGGGAUGGGAGGUACGUUUUUUAAGGUAGCUAUGAUAUGGUUAAUGUCAUCCCACACCCUUCUUUGGCGUUUUUCGUCUGCAGACUGAAAAAUCGUUGUUUUUAAUUAUUGCUAACGAAUUAAUUAACUUCGUCAAUGCCGCUAAUUACUUAUUCCACAAACAACACGGGCGUUCCUGAGUUGAGAGAACAUGAAAAAGGCUUAAAAAAUCUCGAGCUGGAGGUUUAUUUCACCAGGAACGCACGGAAAUAUGUUAUUUCUUGCUUCUAUAUUAUUAUUUUCACAUCCUUGCUUUUACCAGCGAAAUAUAUAAUAACAUUUGACCAAUCAGAGAGCUCGUACUAUGAUAGCUAUAAUAUAAAUCAUUUUUGAUCUGAUCAUUCGUGGUUGGUUAAUUCAUUACAUGCCUUAUCUAUAUUUCUAUCUUUCAUGUCUAACCAACUCGACUGGUAACUACUCUUUGGUUUUACAAUUUAUCGUUUAUUGAUUCAUUGUCUUGAUUUGUUUAUUCAAAAAAUUAUAAUAAAAAACAAAUACCACCAUCAACAACAACAAAAACAAACAACAACAAAAAAACACCACCAAAAAAGAAAGAAAGCUACUUGAAUUUGAUUGGUGGAUUGUACCCGCCCUUUUGUACAGCUCCGCUGAUCAUGUCUGAAGGCUCACAAUGUGAGGCUUUUUGCCGCGUGGUAGUCGCUCGCAGAGUAUGUCACAGGAGUCAACUGGAAGUGAGUCAUCAGAGCUUUCAAACACAAUGUCUGAUGGAACCUUUCAAGAKCUCCAAAUGCAAGUUGGUUCAUGGAUCCCAGGAUGAGCCUGUGCCAAGUACCUCGGGACAAACUUUCCAUUCACUUGUACCACCAAUACAGCCCGCUCCCCUGGYYUAUCCAASUUAUCCAAAUAUUUUAAGUGUCGUACCCUCUCAUUGGUUACACUCAAAGGAAGAUUUUCCAGGAAUCUAUGGUUUUCAUCUUGGAUUUGAAGAGGAGAGACUACCCGUCGUGAGGGCAUCUCCAUGGACCUACUCACCAACUUURAAGAAGCUCUACGGCAAGAAUAGAGUUGAUAUACCAGUGAGGAUAUUCCUUAAUGCUCCCCCAGAACUUUGUCACCAAUUGCAAUUGAGGAUUGUAGUGAUGUUUUCAAAAGCCAACCAUUCACGAUCAGUAGUUUGUCGAUGYCGUAACCAYGAGUCUUCAGAUGGCAGAAAACACAUUCUGGAGUCAUGCAAUAGUGAUGCAGUCUAUGGCACAGAUCAAAAUGAAGGACAUCAUUGGGUGAUCUUACCCAUUAGAAAUCCUGAAGUUGGACAGCAAUACAUAUUGGAGUUUCUAAGAUUCAUAUGCCUUAACACUUGCCCUGGUGGUCCAGAUAGGAGAAGCUUCCAUGGUGUAUUUCUCCUUGAACAAGAUGGCAACCUCAUUGCAAGACAAARGCUAGAUUUAAAAAUUUCUACAACCCCUGGCAGGGAUCGGCCAAAAGAAGAAAGGAAAUUUACAGCUCAACAAAGACCAUCUCAGUUGAUGCGCAAAGUGAAGCAAGAACCAACUGUUCAUCAAGAACGUUCACAACCAAGUAUUGCUGUGAAAACAGAGGAUGAAGAAAACCAGAUUUUCACAAUUCAGAUCAGAGGGAGGAAACGUUACGAAGAAUUGCUGCGUUUAAAAGAGGCUUUGGAAAUCCGAGAUCUUGUCGACUCCAGCUCGUUAGCCAACUACAGAGCGAGCUGUCCACCAUCGGGGCCGAACUGGCUUCUACGACAACAGAGCGAACAACUAAAUUCAUCUUAUAUUCAGGAAACAAUGACAAAUUCAACCAACGGUCCUUCAACGUCGGGAUUCAGCCAAGGUCGUGAAUSUACGAGAGGUCGGCAGCGAUUCUUGCACAAACGACAUCGAAGUGAUAUCGCAACAACAUCAACAGCAACAACAACAACAGUCCCACUCAGUGACUCCAGUGACUAACUGAGAAUAUUUUAUUGGCAUGCGAAAAAAUGGUCUCAGUCGAGUCACUUGCGUGCAAUGCAUUYUGGUUAAGCAAGCUGUCAAUCAAACAGAGCACACUGUAUAUAUCACGCUCUCCGAGCAGCUUGGAACGCCAUCGAUGCUAUAAUGUAUAUAGGUCUUAAAAGUUAUAAACUUCAGUGGAUACUGAUUUUAAAAGUCAUAAAUUUGGAUUAAUUGAAUUGAAAUUUGUUAUAAACUUUUAAUGGAAAAAAUUUGAAAAUUUAUAAUAACGCGUUUGAAGUUUUUACAGACUAACAAAACAACGCGCAAAAAUACGGUGAUAUAAGAAUACCCAGAAAAAUGUAAAAAGUAUAAAAUUAUUUGUUCCAGUUUCUGUUUUAGGAAAAUAAAACUUUUAUUAUAGA